AUGAAGACAUCAACAUCAUCUUCUUCCGUGGUUGCUCACAAGUCACACCGCCAAAUUACAAUUUUGCCACGGAGUAAUUACGGACUCCGAUCAUCGGCGAGUUUUACAGUAGCACCGGUUCAUACGUUAAACAAAGUUUCCCACCUUCGACUAAACUUGGUGUCUCUUCUCGCUUAUUAUUGUUCUUUACUGGAUCCGAUGAAUCACCAUAAGCGUUAUAACUUUGUGAUCCUAUGGGUUCUUUUGCUUCUAUCACACAACAUCGAGUCAUUUAGUUGGUUUUUCACUACUAAGGGUGAAUCUAGUGAGAAGCCUUCAACGUUUCCCGAUGUUUCACACAAUGUGGUUGCUGAAUUCUCAAUGGAAUCCUUGAAUAGCAAGAAAGGAAUGACUUUGGUUGAAAAAGCAAAGAGAAAAGUUGUUGCAUCAAAUUCUUGUUGGCAAAACGCAUAUCAAAAUUUAUUUACAGGAUGCUCAGAGAUUCUAGCAGGUGAAGAACAACGUUCUAGACUCGCUUGGCAUCUUACUGAUUGCUUUCAGAAGGACACUGGGAGGUCUCAUUUUCCUUAUUGUGACGUAAAAGCUCCCAUGAAAACUUGUCUUAAAAAGUUAGAUGAAGAUGCUCAUAGGAUUUAUCUUGAGUUCUAUCUUGAGACAAACUCCAUUUGUCAUCAGUUACAGACGGAUGCAUUCAAGAGACAAACAGAAAGAUUGGUGAAUGAACUGAAAAGGUCGGCUGAAUAUGCAGAGGAGAAAUUAGAGAACAUAGAAGAGAAGGCAGAGCGUCUAUCGCAUACUUCACAACAUAUUCAUGAGUCAUUGGCGUCUAUUGAUAUUCAAACUCAACAAGUGGCUAAAACAUCAAAAAACGUUGAACAACAUGUAGGUGUUGUGUUAGAGCAUUCACAAUCGGUUUAUGAGCAAUCCCUCAAACUAGCGGAUUCUCAAAUGGAGCUUCGUAAUGGACAAAAUAAAAUGAACGAAAGACUAGAUGAAGGGAUGAUGAUGUUGAAUGAAUCUGCGAAUAAGAUUGGGGGAGAAUUGAAGAAUUUGAAGAAUGAAGUUGUUGAAGUAGAAAAAGAGAUUGGAAAAGUUGGAGAUGCAAUGUUUAUGAAGAUGGAUACGUUACAAAGCAAAGCUGAUGAUAUUGAGAACAUAGCGGAAACUUCAUUAGAGAAGCAAAAACAACUUUUUGAUAGCCAAAAUGCUGCACUCGAGGCUCUUGAAACUGUCACAAGUUUUCAAUCCCAAGCCCUUGAAGAGAGCAGGGGGACUUUGCAACAGUUGAUUGAGCUUGGUCAUAGUCAACAACAGGAACUCAUACAAAGGCAACAACAACUUAAACAAGUUCAUGAUCAUCUAGUUGAGAAUUCAAAAUCCAUAUUAGCUGCCCAGGAAAUUUUUGAGUCAAAGCAAACGAGCAUGUUUGUUGCAAUUGACAAGCUUUUCACUCUGCACAAUGCAAUUUUGCUUGAAUCACGAGCUAUUAAAGCUUUCGUUGUGUAUUUUAUAUUAAUCUUCACGCUCUAUAUGUUCACAAGUACAAAACAAACGUAUAAUGUGAGGUCCAGGCUUUAUAUAGGAUUAUGUGUGACGUUUGUGAUUGAGUUAGUUGUGUUUCGUUAUGGAAAUGACAUUGAACAACAGACAUGGAUUAUAAGCAUUGUUAGGUCAAUAUUCACGCUUCUCGCAUCAUGUCAACUUCUGUAUGCCAUAUACACAUAUAGAGAUUAUGAGACAUUGAACCAUCGUAUGCUACAAUCACUAAUUGAGAAGGUUAAUGGCAUGCAAGGAAAUAAAGAGAUGGUAGAUGAUGAUGAUGAUGAUGAUGAUGAUGAUGUGGACUGGUCUUCAUGGGUUGACACUGAUUUACCUGAAGAUGAAUUGGAAGACUUUGACUAUACGCUUCCUGAAGGAGUUGGAGAGGUUUCAAUCAUCCCUUCAGUUUCCAGACAGUAUAAUCUUCGCCAGCGUCAUCUAUAA
Messenger RNA from Lactuca saligna, 1983 nucleotides. Lineage: Eukaryota; Viridiplantae; Streptophyta; Magnoliopsida; Asterales; Asteraceae. The record is from the annotation of a GenBank genome assembly.